ACAGUUCUUUUGAUGCAAUCUUCUUCAAUUAGAGUAUCGAUCGAUGUUUGCACCGAUAGUAAUUUUAUAGCGAGUUCUCAGGACGGGUUGAGACCUUGCUGAAUGAAGAAGACCAUGGAGGUGCUAAGGACCGAGCAUCGAGACAUUCUCAACAUGCUGUUGACGGUGGGGAGAAUAGGGGGGAUUUGGAGUGCCGUGGAUCCACCCCUGUUGAUCCAAAGGUUUCUGUACAGUAUCUACGGGUUUAUUGCCAAGAGUACGUUGUGGAUUUUGGCGGGGACGAUGUCCGCUGAUAUAAUCUCCAAUUUGGAUGACAUACUAGCAAUAUCCGACGCCGGUGCGAUGCUAGCUGGGCUCUCAGCGGUUAUUGCGAAAGUUGUAGUUUUCCAACGACACUCGAUGAAAAUUCGACAACUCAUCGAGAUGGUGUACAGGCCGAUUGACACGAUGGUCAUGGCAAAAGAAGGUCCUGUUUAUGGUCUAAUGAAUUUCCACGUAACAGUAGAAAAAGUCAUAGAAUACGGCUGGGCGGGUAUGGCAGUGCAGCUGGUGGGUGCUAUGCUGGUGUCCCCAGUGAUAUUCGCUGGUGGAAAUUCCAGUCUGCCAUUGAGAUCGAAAUAUCCAUUCGAUACUACCGAUGACAUGAAGCAUAAUGCGGCUCUUGGUCUGCAGAUAAUUACAGCUAUUUUCAACUUUACUGCGAUGUUUGCUCUGGACGGACUCAUGAGGGGCUUCUGUAGAUGGACAAGUUUUCAAAUGCAAAUUCUCAAUUCCAAUUUCCGACACUGCGAUCCAAUUUGGCCUCACAGUGGCAAAGAAUUUACGGUUGAAAAAUUAACUUAUAUGAGCGAUUUUGAGAGCAAAAUCAAUUGCUUCGUAUUGUUUCAUCCAGUUGAAAUCACUCGAGAGAGCGACUCCUUCCUGAAACGCUUUGAGACCUGUAUCCAACAUCAUCAGAGGAUUAUCAUCAUAAUUAAUACUAUGAAUCAAGUCUUUGGCUACUAUAUCUUCGCUGAAUUUUCAUCCAGUACUUUUAUUAUGUGCCUCACUGGCUUUCAGAUUCUUUUGGGGAAGAGGUCGACGACGAAUGUAAUCAAGUUUAUGCUAUACUUCAAUGCAGCAUUCGUCCACUUAGCAACUUGUUGUUUCUUCGGACAAAUGUUAUCGAACGAGGGUAAUAAAAUAGCGGACAGUAUGUGGGCAUCGGGUUGGGAAAAAGAGGCGAAUAUGUCUCAUGCUGGAUAUUUAAUGAUAGUCGCCCUGAUGCGUGCCAAGCAGCUCCUCGAACUCAAAGCCCUCGGAUUUUAUGCCGUCUCGAUGGAGACUUUCUUGAUGAUCGUCAAGAGUUCUUACUCAGUUUUCGCUCUGCUUACGGCGACAGCUGAUGAAUCUCUCGAGUGAUUCUUAUACCUGAUGAUUUAAUAGCAUAGUGACAAUAGAUUAUGGGAAUCGAUUCGAUGAACAUUUGAGCACACGCAUUCGUUUGAUCUGAUGAUGCAUAAGAGGACUGCUAACUGUAUUCUCAAGACCUGAAUAAAUAGAUAAUUACAUGUUUUAAACACGUUUUUAAAAAUGUCGUAUUAAGCUCGUCAUCUAAUCAUUUGAAGUCGUAAUUUACACUUUUCACUUAUUAUUCACUUAUUAUCCGUAUUUUAUCGGUGGCUUUGUAAGUGUAAAUAACAAAC
Fopius arisanus is the source of this 1685-nucleotide messenger RNA. Its product is annotated as odorant receptor 85f-like. The transcript is spliced from 6 exons. The record is from RefSeq and is a predicted model, not a curated record. Gene Ontology annotation, cellular component: plasma membrane. Gene Ontology annotation, biological process: detection of chemical stimulus involved in sensory perception of smell; sensory perception of smell. Gene Ontology annotation, molecular function: odorant binding; olfactory receptor activity. Bases 103 to 1401 code for a protein of 432 amino acids. NCBI's taxonomy places the organism in Eukaryota, Metazoa, Arthropoda, Insecta, Hymenoptera, Braconidae.